UAACUUAAAACCUGGUAUUUUGUAAAGAUGUUCUAUCCCAUCAAGUAGGAGACUCAUAAGAACAUAUUGCCAUCACUCAUUUAUUAUUCAGCACAACAUUUCCAUCGAUUUUGCAUUCCGAAAGUUUGGUGAUUGCAAACUGCUUCUUCUUUUUGAUCUUAGCACACUGCAACUCGAAAAAUUUCACCACUUAUUUUGAUUGACGGUUUAACAUACAAAAAAUCCGUUUUCACAUCCAUACACUAUUUCAUUACUUAUUUCACUUUUUAAUUUCAAUUUUUCUUCAUUAUUUCAAUCAAUUCAAUGAGUAUUUUGGAUAAUUACCAUAUUUUUAUUACCGGCACCGAACUCAAAAUCGAAUUAGUUUAUAUUUCUGUCACACACUCAGCUUGGCAAAGUAUAUGUACAUCCUGGUACGUCCGAUGUGAAAACAAUCAUUGAUCAUUGAUACCAGCGAUGCCAAAAUCUUUACGAUCAAUGUUGAACGUGAUAAUGAACGUACUUGAAGAAAAAAUGUAUCUAAAUUAGUUUUAAGCUACUAGAUAUACGUAAUUUAAUACAAACUUGCUAAUUUUUCAACACAUUUGUUUUCUGAUCAUUCAUUAUUUGAUAAAAAUUUACUUUGUUUCAAAUUACAUAAAAACACCCCAGCACACUGGCAACCCGGUCACUGGUAGUGUCUCGCCUCAAAGUGUAAACAAAAACAAAUAACAAGUUGUUUUUCAACAUGCCGCGACUCACGAAAAAGCGGAAGGCGGCGAUUUCCGCCUGGAUUUUUAGGAAGAAGCAAAUAAACAGUGAUUCUGAUCAAGUGCGUUCCGGUCCAUCAUCGGAGCCCCAAGACACCAACACAGGAUUGUGGGAUAUCGGUCACCCCGAAGCGAAAAUUGAAGAUGACUCGUCUGAAUGUAGUGCAUCGGAAAGCUUGGAUGGUCUAUUUUUCCCACCGGGAUCACUCGACGAAGAGAUACCAAGCGAGCCUUCUGAUAGUGUGGCCUUCGGCGAUAGUGUUGCGGAAGCCCGGUUGGUAGCGAUUGAGGACUUCUCACCACCCCCAAUCCCAUUACUGGAAGAAUGUGAUCUGAUCUGGUCAGAUUUUCCCGAAAACAUGGACCGACCCCCAGCUUAUGCAGGCAACAUCAUCAAUUCAACGCCACCUUCGCCGAUACUUUCUCAUAACAGUGAUCCCGUGCCAGUAGUCGUAUGUCCGUUCGAUUUUGGACCUCUUUGGCGGAUUUCCCCCGAAAGGAAAACAGAAAAUAUUGGUUCUCCGGCAUCGGUAGAUACUUCCAGUGCUGCAUCGAUGGCCAACCUCUGUUUUGUUCCGAUGUCAGGCGAGGAAGAUCGAAAUUGCAAUCGACAAACACUGUCGCCAUCAGCACCACCAACAGUGGAAUGUUUGCAAAGUAACCCGAUCGAAGAAAUACGUGUGAUUUCUACUGAAACCUCCCACCAGUCUAAAGACGACCAAUCUGAAGAUACCGCCGUGUCUCACUUCGCCCAUCACCGUUUGACACGAUCAAAAACAGUCAUCAUCGAUAUUCCCGGAAGGCCUCACGGAUUAUCCGCUACGUUGGAUUGCUACUGUAAGGCGUGCAUCAAGAAUGCUGCAGUAGAACCAAACCCGGAAGUAUUAGAAGAAAGGACAGCAAAAAGUGCUCAGCCUAGGGACGAUUCAACUGCGGCAAAGAUGACUGAAAUCUAUGCAAGUUUCGAGCUACCUAAGACUUCCAGAGUUGGAAAGGUGGGAAGGCCACAUAAAUCCCGUCAAUUAUCAAGGUACUGUAAGAAAUGGGGCAAAAUAGGUUUACUGGGUAUCGACAAUAGACACUGUAGGUCCAUAGACUCGCGGAGGUGCAAAAAAUCGAAAACCAACGAACUGUCUAUACGGUCUAGUCUAUACGGUUAGUAUAUUGCAUUUUCUUAUCAUCACUCAAAUUAUCGGGAGUGCAUAGUCGGAGAGUGAUGGAUUAUUCAUACUUUUUUGUUCCAUUUUCUCUCCUUGAAGGAUAUUAUAUUUAUAUUAAGAAACAUUAAAUUUACAUUUAAAAAGAAACAUAAGCACUGCAAGGUGAAUACAUCAAUUACAAAACAUAGGUUAUGUUCCAGUUAAAAUCUGACAAUCAACAGUAAACAAAGUAAAACAUAUCACGCACACAUUUUAUGAUCAAUGAUUGUUAUUGCACCAAUACAUCUACGAGCCGGAAAAAUUGAUUUAUUCCCCGAUUCAC
Aedes albopictus (Asian tiger mosquito) is the source of this 2231-nucleotide messenger RNA. RefSeq lists its product as uncharacterized. The transcript has 3 exons. The record is from RefSeq and is a predicted model, not a curated record. NCBI's taxonomy places the organism in Eukaryota, Metazoa, Arthropoda, Insecta, Diptera, Culicidae. Bases 728 to 1909 code for a protein of 393 amino acids.